GCACAAAUACACUUUCGCAACAACGGGAAAGGCUUGCUUUGCUUUACACAUUGAUUAUGUCGGACCCCAACUUUUUCAUCGAGUCGGAAAGGCUCUAUCUCUCGUACCUCCUCCCCGAUAACGACGCUCACUGCGAUUUCCUCGUCAAGCUCUGGAAUACACCUGAGUUCAUCGCAUCCAUCGGCGGGAAACCAACAUCUGUCACGACCCGCGAGGCCGCACGUCAGCAGCUGGCAGGACGUUUUCAAGCAGAGCAUGCUCGCAACGGCUACGGCACCUAUCUUGUCGGUCUCAAACCCGAGACGGCCGCUGUGGCUCCUCCUGCUGGCGGGACCCCCAUCGGCACUGUCUCCUUGAUGCGAGGCGAACCGCCAAACUGCUACACGGCGCCUGAUAUUGGAUUCGCUAUCCUCCCCGAGUACAUGCGACGCGGCCUUGCGACCGAGGCUGCUCAGACACUUAUGGAUUACGUCGAGCGCGAGAAGGGCGUGAAGGAUGUCCUCGGGCUAUGCGACCCUAAUAAUGAGGGUUCCAAGGCAGUAUUCCGCAGGCUGGGUUUCGAGGACCGCGGUCAGAAAGUUUUGAAGAUUUUUGGCGGUAUAACUGGACAAGCAUUUGCGAAGCCUGGAAUGGACCAGGAUCUGGGAGUAUACGGCCUGUAG
Messenger RNA from Cryphonectria parasitica EP155, 662 nucleotides. Its product is annotated as acyl-CoA N-acyltransferase. Gene Ontology annotation, molecular function: acyltransferase activity, transferring groups other than amino-acyl groups. Lineage: Eukaryota; Fungi; Ascomycota; Sordariomycetes; Diaporthales; Cryphonectriaceae. The record is from RefSeq and is a predicted model, not a curated record. Bases 57 to 662 code for a protein of 201 amino acids. The transcript has a single exon.